AUGGAAGAACCCGGUAGUUCGGACAAUUCGGUGAGUGAAGCAGCUUAUAUAGAAAAAAAGAGAGAAGAGUUACGCAUAUUCUUUAAAAAUGCCAACCUGCCCAAGGAUGUCAUUGAGAAAGCCAUCGAAAACGAACUAACUACCUUGAAAGAAUUUAAAGAUAGGCCUUAUAUAGCGGCAUCAUACCCUGGUAGAAUAAGGUCUGAAUAUGAAGUGAUGACUGGGCAGCCUUUCACUAAUGUCGAAGACCACACGAAGCCACUGACAAGUGAACAAGCUCGUAUGAUCAUAAAUGACAACCCGAUCAUUGCAGAAAAGGCGCGCCAAAUUCAAAUAGUGUCUAAAGCUGACAAAAAUAAAGGUAUGUCCAUCCCUCUAGAAGACAUACAUAUAGCGAGUUACACUGAUAUGACUACAGAAUUAGAAGGAGCCAAAGGUGAUAAAGAAAAACUAAAUAAGAUAAAAUACCAAAACAUGCAAGCUUUAUGCCAGUCGGUAACAGACUAUAAGAUCAAACUCGACAAGAAUAAAGAGGUGAAAGUGUCUACUAAAAAUAAAAAUGUAGAUACUAACACAGAAGAUAAAGAACUUGAAGCUAUUGAGAAUAUGGUAAGUCAAUUUACUGACAAGUCUUAUGAAACAAGGUUCCAGGAAACUAAGGACAUGCUUAGCAAAAUGGCAGAUUAUUAUGACGAUCCUAAUGUUAAACCAGAGGACAGAAAGACACUUGACUUAUCAGACCCAAUUUUGAAAGAAUCGUCUAGUCUUGUUGUUAAAGGAGAAUUUAAACGUACAACUAUGCAAGAGGUUCAGGAAGAUUUUGCCAUUAAUGAAGCAUUGAAUAUUUCCAACCCAGUAUCGCCCGAUUUAGACGCUGUAGUUAAGAGAGCCACCAUUAAAACCUCAACACGCAUAAAAAGUGAUCUAGAAAUUAUUUCUAAUUUUACUGAUGAUGCAAAGGACACACCUAAAACGUUUGAAACACGACUAAAAGAUACAGAAAAUGCUUGCAAAAAUAUUAAUACGCUGUUAGACAAAGGUUGUAUGACGAAAGAAUCUGAUCAAGCAAAAGUUAAAAGUAACAACAAAAUUGAAGCUGAAGUAAUAACAAAAAAUGAUAAUGAUAAGAAGAUUGCAGUUGCAGCAAUAACAGAAAAUGACGAUAAUGAUCAGAUUGCAGUUUCAGCACUAACAGAAAAUGAUAAUAAUGACCAGAUUGCAGUUGUAGCAAUAACAGAAAAUGAUAAUAAUGAUCAGAUUUCAGUUGCAGCAAUAACAGAAAAUGUAAACUGUGACGUGAUUGCAGUUGAAGCAAUAACAGAAAGUGAUAAUAAUGAUAAAAGUGAGGAAAAUACGGUUUCCAAUACACAGCGUUUUGAUGAAAGAAUGGAGCGAACUCUACAAAAUGCUCUGGAAGGUAUAUUACAAAUAAGUAACGAUGAAAAUAUAGAUAAUAAUGAAAUGGAAUACAACGAAAUGAAGCAUUUAGCUCGAAACAUUGUUGAAGGUGCUGAAAAUCUUAGUACUUUGAUUCGUGAAGAUAUAACAAAUAAACUCAAUAGCAUGAACGAAUUGCUCAAUGAUGUGAAUCAAGCACUAGAAAAAUCUAGAAAAUCAACAAAAGCAUAUCAGAAGCUAAAGGACGAAGGCGCUAUAAAAUCAAAACAGCUUCCAGAAACUACAAAUGUUACUGAAAUAAUUGAUUUAACUAAUGAUACAGAUGAGGACGAAGGGGAGGCUAAGAAUGAGGCAAUAAGCUCUGUAACAGAUGCUGAUAUCGGUUCAAUAUUUAGCGCCAUAGGUAAAUUGAACUCUGAAAUACGAGGUCAUGAAGAUAGAAUUAACAAAAGUAAGGAAAGAUAUGACAUGCGAAGUAAAGAAUGUAAAGAUUUUAUUAAAGAAGUUGACGAAGUGAUGAAAAAAUCAAAUAGCAUUCUACAUCCCACGCAGUCGCUGCGCGACUUAAGCAAGGAACUUCAAGAAUCUAAACAAAAGCAAGAUGAGAAAAAGGUGAAAGAUGAUUGUCAAGAUAAAGCAAUCAGUGCUCCUAUAAAAGAAGAUAGCAAAGAUGUAAAAGAAGAAACUGAAAAACGACGUAAAGAAUUAUGGGAUACUGAUCUUGAACCGAAAGGCGAUUUAGCUAAAAAACUAGCUGAUUUAAAAGUUAAAGAUAUCGAACGUAAUAAGAGGAUCGACAACCUUUUGUGUGACAUCAAAAAUAAAAUGAAAGAUAAUAAAGAAGUUCUACGGUUGGCUAAUAGUUUACUAAGAAGAGAUGGAAGAAAAGGUCAAGAUGAUGCCAAUGAUGUCGAUAUGAAAGCACAAGGAGACUAUGCUGGAAAACAUGUAAUAGAAGUUUUACCAGAAAAAGCUGACGAAUCAAGCAUCGGCGAUGUUAAAUCCGAUGAAGACAUUCAAGCAGAAAGGGCUAAGCUCGCAGCAGAGAAAAAGAAACAACAAGAAGAAGAAAAGGAGAAAGAAAGGAAAAGACUGAUUAAGGAAAAGAGAGAUAAGGAACUCGAAGAAAUGAAUAGAGGCCCACAGAUGACGAAGGAAUUUAUCAAGAAGCAUUGCAAGGAGCACAGAUUGUAUUCCACUCCGUACUUGAAUGAUAUUUUGUACUUGCAUUUCAAGGGUUUCUCCAGGAUCGAAAACUUGGAAGAAUAUACUGGUCUAAAGUGCAUUUUUCUGGAAAACAAUGGGAUCCAACGCAUAGAAGGCCUUGAUACACUUUCCGAAUUAAAAUGCUUGUAUCUCCACUACAACAUUAUAAAGAAAAUCGAAAAUUUAACGGGAUGCCCGAAGUUGGACACUUUGAAUUUGGAUCAUAACUUUGUGCCCAAGAUUGAGAAUUUAGACGCGGUACCGGAUCUGCAUACUUUGAGUAUUGCUCAUAAUAUGCUUUCUUCUGUCAGUGAUUUGGAGCAGCUAAAGUCUUGCAACAAUCUGUCAGUCUUGGACCUCUCUUACAAUCGCAUUGAGGAUCCUCUUAUCGUGGAUGUUCUUGAGGCUAUGAAAAUACUAAAAGUUUUGGUGUUAACCGGCAAUCCAGUAAUCCGCUCCAUCCCUGCCUACCGGAAGACGUUAACCCUCCGCCUGAAGGAGCUGCUGAAUCUUGACAACAGACCCGUGUUCCCUCGGGACCGCGCCUGUGCUGAGGCGUGGCAGCGUGGAGGGGUUGACGAGGAAAUCGCGGAGAGGAAACGCUGGAUAGCAAAAGACCAUGAGAAAACCAUGCAGAGCGUGCGUUACCUGAUACGCAUGCGUGACGAGAAGAGAGCAGAGCGUGACAAGAAGGAGAGAGAAGAAAGGGAGAAGUUAGGAUUACCUCCUAAAGAAGAAGAAUCCACUGAUGAGAUAAAACCGAAAGUGCAAGAACUGGAAGCUGCAUCCAAAUCAGAGAAAUCUGAUCCAAUUGAAGUAAAAGCCAAAGGAGUAGUAGACGACAUGCUUUCCGGCUCAGAAGCUGAUGAUUCUACCAGUGAAGAUAGUGAGGAUAGCGAGGAUGAAGGCAAAAAGAAUGAAAAGGAUAAUGGUGCAAUGACCACUGACAUCCAAUGGUCUCCCUUCAUGCGAGGCUCCCGUUACAUCCAAGAGAUCAAGGACGAACCACCGAAGCCUCCAGUGUCUGAACAGCAUCUUGACGACUACUGGUAUGGCUACAGGGGAGACUUGAAGGUACAGAUGCAGAAUCCAGAGGCAGGGAGUUUUGUAAAUGAUUUCAAGAGUAUUAACAACUUACUCUUCGGCAACCAGCCCAGAAAACCUCAAAAACCAGCAAACAAAAAUCAAGUUAAAAUAGAAGAAGUUAUGGAGGAAGAUAAAGUAGAAGAUAUUAAGGCUGAGAAAAAACCGUUAAUUGAAAUGAUUGAACCUAAAGAAGCUGUUGUUAAAGAAGAGACAGACAAAUCUGGAUUACAUACUGCCAGAUUAUUUGGUAUUGUAGAAGAAGAUAAUCUAGUGAUAGAUCAUGAUAAAAAAAUUGCCAAAGAAAAGGUUCCCACUGAAGACGCUAAGGCAGAAACAACAGGUGAUCAAAUUGCUAAGAAACCAUUCAAAAAGAUAUCGAUAACAGAAAUCAAGUCAGACGAUAAAUCUGAAAUAAAACAUGAAGUAACAGAAAGCGACAAUGUUAAAAAUGACAAUGAAAAUAAAUCAGAUGAUAAAAAAUCCGAAGCUGACACUGCUGGAAAGGGUGAUCAUAAUGAAAAACAGGAAGAUAGUAAGCCAGAAGAAACUGCGAAGGAAGCAUCGAGUGGAAAUCCAGGUCAAAGUAUUGAGGACAGAAGACAAAGUGCUGCGGCAGGUGAAGGUGUCUCUCUCAUGAACUACAUGCAAAGUGUGAACUCCAAUAACCCUGAAGACGAUGAUGAGGAUUUGAAGCCAGGUGCUGAAGACCUGGAGAUAUUUGCUGAAUUGGACCGAGAUAUGGCUGAACGAGAAGCGAGAAUAGCGCGCGGAGAACCACCUGUAGAUCCUAUGAAAUUGUACCUCAAGAAUCCCAUGGAUGACUUCUACAAAGAGCAUGAGGAUGUGGUCCCAGCUCACAAAAUAACGAAGAAGGUCGAAUACACGACGUACAGACACGACAACGCUUACGACAGAGUCGCUCUGAGCCAGCUUACUGGUGGAGAAAAACCUGAUGAGUCGAAAAUUAAACUCACUUAUGUUCCUGGAGCCAUUCAACUUCAGUAUAUUGAUCAUCGACCUUUAGAAGUCGAAUGUGAGAUUGGAGAAGAGAAGAUCGAUUCAGAACCGUCAUCAUGUGAUACUGAUUCAAUACAUAUUCCGAGUGACAAGGAUAGCGGUACUACUGAAGACGAAGAGAAGCCGGAAAUUACUAAACCUAAAGAAACUAAAACAGUUCGAGCCAAAACGGCAAAUGCAACUGGGAAGAGUAACGUUGAUCGACCGAUUAGAGGAAGGAUCAGUAUUAGAGAUGACAAGAGCAAAAAAGAUGAGAAGAUCAGUUCACGUAAAUCUAUUUGCGUUAUCGAAAAAGACAAAACUACUAAAGCUAAUGUCUCUAGACGGCAGUCUAUUGCCGCUGUAAAUGAAGGUAAACCCACAGAUCCUAAGAAAGUAAUUAAAAGAGAACCGCUGAAGAAAACUGAACCUCUUAAGAAGGCUCCCGAAAAAGCAAAAAUAGCAAAUGAGAAACCUACAAGAGUAAGACCAGAAAAUAUUGGUAAGAGCAUUACUAAGCCCGUGAAAAAGUCAACAUUGCCAGUGAAAGAGGGCAUCUCCCUUCAAACACAGACACUGAAAACUAUCAAUGAAAACAUUAAGAGCGUUGAAAAAGACAAGACAGAUAAAGUCAGUACUUAUGAAGUGGAAACAGCUGAAAUUGAGACACGAGAAGAAGUAACUACAGUACAUGAAGUUGUGACUGAUUAUGAGGAUAAAAAGUUAUUAGAAGCUGCAGUUGUGCGGAUUGACCAAGAGCAGAAAAAUAUAUUAAAAUCACAAGGCGAUACCACUGUCAGCGAAGAUAUCCAUCAUGUACAUGACAUCGACACAUCUAUUGAUGAAUCUAAUGUAGAUUUUCCUGUUGUUCACCGCGAUAAUGAAGAAACAUCUGGAAGUCGUGUAAUUGAGGACCAUUCGAUUAGAAAUAAUGAUGAAUCAGAUGAUACUCCAGCUCGAGAGCCUGUACCAACUGCUUCUACUUCGUAUGACAACAACAUGAUGUUUGUAGAUCGCGGCGAAGCUAAACAAUCAAUCAUUGACGCUAUUAACUCUUAUGAAGAUAAUCGGUUUCCUUCUCAAGGUAAAAACUCCGACGUAUCCGAAAACGCUCGGAUCGAGCAGUCAGUAGCAACCCAGAUACUAGACAGAACUCUGCACUACGAAGAACGGGAGAUGUACCGCCAAUACGACGUGCUGACUUGCCACGCUGGCAAGAUUGAUAAUCAGACCAAUGUUCUGUUGGAACAUAUGACUGAAGAGAUGCAGGAUCAUGCGCUCCCUGUAAUAUCCCAUAUCCUAACCGCCCAUAUGGACGUGGCUGAACAAGCCUGGCGAGCUGGCAACUUCGUCCCCUCAUACAUCCAAGCCACUCCCUCUGACGACGAAAUCGACGAUGAUAAUGACCACACUUUUCUACCUAGCGACACAUCUCUAGACCUUGAAGAAACCAUCACCGAUGGCAAUAUUGCUAUGAACGUGGCUCUAGAUGCUAUUAGAGAAUGCGACGAUUCUGGAAUUGCUGAUGAUUCUAAUCUUGAAUAUAAGUCUUUUCAUGAUGAUGAACUUAAUGCGAGCAACGUUGAAGUCAAUAAUGAUGGUAAAGGUGAUGCUGAAGCAGCAGGUACCAGUAUUGAAGUAAGUAAGGUUAUUGACGUUGAUGUUGAUAAAGAUAAAGCAAGUGAUGAUUAUCAAGCUAAAGGAGACUAUCAAAUAGAAAGCACUAGCAAAGGUGAAGAUAAUCCGGAAAACGAGGAUGAUACUAGUCAGGAUGGCAGAGAAACUGAUGUGACAAGUUAUUUGUCGGGAGAAGAUGAGCUGUUUGAAGACUGUAUGGACCAAACUGUCAUUGAGGACGAUUUUGAAAGAGUCGACGAGACGAUGACUUUAGAAAUGAAGAUAGCUUUAGGCAUUGAUAAGGCUUUGGAGAAAUAGAUUACCAAAAGUGAAAUAAAACAAAACACGCUUAUAAUGAGGAGGCUGAAAGGAUAGAAUAGAUGUCGCUACUGAAAUCGUUGUAGAUACCGAGUACCUACAUGUGUAGAGUGAAAAGAUUUUGCUUCGUAUUUUUAGGGAAACGUACGAACGUGUCAUGCCAUUUCAGUCAGUCUCAGUACAAGAUGUAUUAACACUGUCUAAACUCGGAUAACAAAUACGAAUGUUUCCGUAAAAACACGAACGAAAAGCUUUCUGCACUACAUCUAUACAAUCAGUAUUGCCAUGAAAAAAAAAUGACUGGCGGUGUAUUUAUUUUAUACUCUGUCAGUAAAUAAGAACAAAGAAAACUAUAUGCAUCCUUUUCUUUAGGGUGCUAGAGAAAAGGUUACCUAUAGUUUUCUUAGUUCUUAUUUACUGACAAACUUGUUUGAUAGAAUAUAGGUGUUUGUCUAUCUUCAAAGUUAUUUUAUCUACUUCAAAAACUAAAUGUGUGACACUGUGCUGUGUUGUACCUAAUAUUUUUACACACGCACUUAUUCUCUAGUCAUUUUAAACCUUUCACUGAUAUGUAUAAUUUCCAAAAUAUCAUUAGUUACUCUGACAGUUGUUCAAAGGGUUGAGUUUCUCUGUUUUUUUUCUUUAU
This is a messenger RNA of Leguminivora glycinivorella, 7267 nucleotides long. RefSeq lists its product as uncharacterized. The record is from RefSeq and is a predicted model, not a curated record. NCBI's taxonomy places the organism in Eukaryota, Metazoa, Arthropoda, Insecta, Lepidoptera, Tortricidae. The transcript is spliced from 17 exons. Bases 1 to 6621 code for a protein of 2206 amino acids. Gene Ontology annotation, molecular function: protein binding.